UACUUGGCUAAACCCCAAACCUUCUCACUACUCUUCUAUACUCGAUCAAGCUCUAAAAUCUCAUCAUUCAAAUUGCACAUCUAGUCAUGUCAGCUUCCAAACCUUCUGGUAACCAAAAAUCUCUAUACCCAGAAGUCAUUCUCACGAACCCAGAAGCUACUUCUGCUAGUUUCUCCAAACCCGCUCCUUCUUCUUCGACUCUGUAUCCUUCUAUUGACAUGAAAGACCUUGCUGAGAAUCUCUUCCCUGAGGACGAAGCCGUUUCGCAGAACCCGAUUCCCCAAUCUUCCGAAGAAAUACUGGUCAAGAUACCAGGCGCCAUUGUUCACCUCAUCGAAAAGGAAAACAGCGUUGAGCUCGCUUGCGGAGAUUUCACCAUAGUCGGGCUACGUCAAGGGGAGAACAUCGUCGCAGUCCUAGCUCGUAUUGGGGAGGAGGUGCAGUGGCCGCUGGCUAGAGAUGAGGCGGCUGUGAAGGUCGAUGACUCGCACUAUUUCUUCGCUCUUAGGGUUCCGGCUAAUGGGACGCCGGAAAACGAAGACGACGAGGGGUCUGAUCAUUACGAUCGUCAAAAAGGUCAGUUCGAUGAGUUGAAUUAUGGGUUGACGAUUGCUUCGAAGGGUCAAGAUGAUUUGUUGAAGGAAUUGGAUAAGGUUUUGGAGACUUACAGUUGCUUCUCGAAGCAGAAAGUGGAAGAAGGGAAAGGGAGUUCUGGGGUUUUGGAUGGGUCUGUGGCGAGAGAAACGACGCCGUAUGAGUUGGAAUCGGAAGAGGAAAAGAAGGAUUUGAUUAGGGAGAGGUCGGCGGCGUAUUGGACCACUUUGGCUCCGAAUGUUGAGGAUUACAGUAGCCGGGUCGGGAAGCUGAUUGCAUCCGGGUCGGGUCAACUGAUCAGAGGGAUUUUGUGGUGUGGAGAUGUAACAGUGGAUCGAAUGAAGUGGGGGAAUCAGUAUUUGAAGAAAAACAUGGGGCCUUGUUCCAACAGCGAGAUUAGUCCAGAAGCCAUGAGGAGGGUGAAAAGGGUUAAGAAACUGACAAAGAGGUCAGAGAGAGUGGCAAGUGGGAUUCUUUCUGGGGUGGUCAAAGUAUCUGGUUUUUUCACUAGUUCAAUAGCCAACUCCAAAGUGGGCAAGAAAUUUUUCAGCUUACUGCCUGGAGAAAUUGUCCUUGCUUCAUUGGAUGGAUUCAGCAAGGUCUGUGAUGCAGUUGAAGUUGCUGGAAGGAAUGUUAUGUCCACCACUUCAGUUGUGACCACUGGACUUGUUUCCCAUAGGUAUGGAGAACAAGCAGGGAAGGUCACAAAUGAAGGACUUGAUGCAGCUGGGUAUGCUAUAGGGACUGCUUGGGCUGUGUUUAAGAUAAGAAAGGCUAUUAAUCCAAAGAGUGCAGUUAAACCUUCAACCCUUGCUAAAGCUGCUGCUGAAGCAAAUUCUGCUAGGUUGAAAUCUAAAUCCAAGAAGUAAUCUUUCUCUAUUUGUUUUUUUUUUCAUUGGUGUGUUGUCCUCUUUAUAAGAAUAGCAGAUGUAGUUAGAGUGAAAGCCUUUUUGUAUUGAUAGCGGAUAGUACUAGAGAUGUUUAUAUAUUGCACUUCAUUAACAUCAUUUUUCCAAUUACAUUCAUGUGUUUGUUUGUAAUUUAAUGAAGAAUUAUUCGACUAAAGUUCCACAACA
This is a messenger RNA of Humulus lupulus (European hop), 1670 nucleotides long. RefSeq names its product protein EARLY-RESPONSIVE TO DEHYDRATION 7, chloroplastic-like. Gene Ontology annotation, cellular component: plasma membrane. The record is from RefSeq and is a predicted model, not a curated record. Lineage: Eukaryota; Viridiplantae; Streptophyta; Magnoliopsida; Rosales; Cannabaceae. Bases 87 to 1463 code for a protein of 458 amino acids. The transcript is spliced from 4 exons.